This is a messenger RNA of Besnoitia besnoiti, 1314 nucleotides long. RefSeq lists its product as uncharacterized. The record is from RefSeq and is a predicted model, not a curated record. The transcript has a single exon. Lineage: Eukaryota; Apicomplexa; Conoidasida; Eucoccidiorida; Sarcocystidae. Bases 1 to 1314 code for a protein of 437 amino acids.
AUGGCGCGCGCCGCAGCGUUCACCUUGUGCAUGUGCGUGCUCGGGUUGGGCGCCUUCGCGCCCGACUUCUCUCGUCAGGGGGUACUCUUCGCUCAGGCGGUGAGUGACGCGAAGGCCGCGACCGCCGCAAAGCCUGCCGAAACGGCCAAGGGCGACACUGAGAGUCGCCAGGAGCGGAUGCUGAAGUACGCCGAGCAGCGCGCAGAAAACGCGGAGGCGGAGUUGAAGCAGUUCAAGGAAACCCACGAGACGUCGGUUCGCGCGUGCAGCGAGGCGACUCAGCGCAAGCAGAAGGAGCUCGAGAUCUGCCAGGGGCAGGCGGAGUCCCUGCGCACCAUGUUCAACAGCUCGCAGAGCGCGAAAGCCGAAAUGGAGAAGAAGGUCAGGGAGUUAGAAGCCAAGCAGGCAGUCGCGAGCUCCGAGGGCAACGACAAGAAGGUGGAGACGUACCGUGCGGCCGCGGAGAAAGCCGAGAAGAAGGCGCAGGAGUUGAGCCAGCAGCAGAAGGCCCUCGAGACCCAGCUGGAGGCGACCCUGAAGGAGCACGACGCGAGCAAGAAGGAGGCGGCCGCGCUGCUUGCGCAGCUCCGCUCGCUGGAGGCCGCGGUCGAGGCGCGGAAGGCGGACGCCGCGAGCGCCCAGCAGAAGGCAGCUGUGCACCACAUCUUCUCGCUCGCCUCGCUCAAGGCGACGCUGAGCUCCGUCGGCCUGCUGUACAUGUCGGUCGGCGAGCACCUCGUCGCGCACGUGCCGCAGGACGUCUGGGACAAGCUGAGUCUCCUCAGGCUUGAGGCUGCGACGGUCGCUGCGCCCUACGUGGAGAUGGCCAGUGAGAAGGUUUGGCAGCCUCUCGCGCCAGCCGUCGGUCUGGCGACGAACUUCUUCUGGACGACUGUGUAUCCGCUCGCGGCGGCUGGCGUGAGUAGGGGCCUGCAGGGCGUCGCCUCGCUGACCGACGACUUUGUACCCAGCGUCAACGGCCGCGUGGAUGCCGCCCUCGAGCCACUCUUCAAGACGCACCCCUCUGUCGAGGCCCUCGUGCCUCCUCACCUCGCUGACCGCCUCGGGCUUCUCGUCUUUUUGGUCGGGGUGACCUACUUCCUCGCGCUUCUCACCUUCCGCUUCUUCCUCUGCCCCAUCCUCACCUGCGUCUGCCCCUGCUGCUGCAAGCGCCGCAGCCGCAAGAGCAAAAACGCGAAAAAGUUCCAGCCUGCACAGAGCGCCACCGUGCACAAGGACAGGAAGGGACAGCCGCAGAGCCCCGCGCGUCCCUUCGCCCUCUCCGGCGCAGACUACAAGAAACCCAAGGCCUGA